AUGGGAAGGCGCAGGUGGACCGCCAGCUGGUUCAGGAGGCCGGGAAGCCCGGCCGCCGGGGACGGCGACGCGGAAGCCGCCGGCAAUCGGAAGGAUCAUCGCUCCUCGGUGUCAUGGCGGAGGUUCCGGUUGGUGUUCUCGUCGUCGGUAUGGCGGUGGCGGCGGCCCGAUUUCCGGCUCACCAUCCUCGACGACGUCGUCUUCUUCGUGCUGUCCAUCAUCGAGGCCAUCGUCCUAGUCGCCGUCUUCUGCUUCUAUUUCUGCCGCUUCGGCUCCCUCAUCUGA
Molecule: messenger RNA, 285 nt
Organism: Spirodela intermedia
Lineage: Eukaryota; Viridiplantae; Streptophyta; Magnoliopsida; Alismatales; Araceae
Source: the annotation of a GenBank genome assembly